Messenger RNA from Protopolystoma xenopodis, 606 nucleotides. The record is from the annotation of a GenBank genome assembly. NCBI's taxonomy places the organism in Eukaryota, Metazoa, Platyhelminthes, Monogenea, Polystomatidea, Polystomatidae.
AUGCCGAACUUAUUUUGCAUUUGGGGCACCAAAAUUCUAACACGUCAGCUCCUCUUCUCAUCUUAUUCCUCUUCUUAUUUUCAUUUUCCAUUAAUGCUCUCCUCUCCGUACCCUUUUGCGUUAAGGUUUGCUGGUAUCCAUUGUCGUUACAUAUGUGGUCACUCUAAGGGUGCUGGAUAUCGACCUGGAAUGCCUUUGAAGGACAACAGGUUGUUUCGAAACACUUGGAUUGCCGUAUAUGUAGCUGAUGCCUGGCGGUUUAUCAACUGCAACUGGGCCGCCAGAUACAUAAAUUCCGAGUGCUUUCCAACUUACCAGGGCUCUCUUUCUGGGCCUAAUCAAGCAUCUUCAGUAUCUUCAAUACACCUACCAGAGGCCGAGCUGCUUCAUCGACUUGACGAAUUCUAUUUUCUCACUGAUCCUGAACAACACAUUUUUGAACACUUUCCUGAUCAAAAAGCUUGGCAACUUCUUCGGAAGCCGAUCAGUUUGGACCGCUUUGUCCGACUUCCCUUGCUUAAGUCACCAUUUUUCAAUGCCGAUCUUUCCUUGUAUAAGAAUUAUGCUGAACAAUUGGUCACCAAGAAUGGUCAAAAAUAUAUUUGA